AUGGCCGAGGAACAGAAGCCCGUCGCGGUCCCCGCCGAGGAGACUCCUGCGACCACCACCACCACUGAGACUGCUGCCGCUGCCACCGAUGCCGCCGCACCCGUCGAGGCUGCCAAGGAGGAGACUGCCCCUGCUGCCACCGAGGCAACAAAGGAGCCUGCCACCGAGACCCCUGCUGCUGAGGCCGAUGCCACCGCUGCUGCACCAGCUGCUGAGGAGGCGAAGAAGGAGGCCGAGCCCGUCGAGGACGGACAACUCGAGCACAAGGGCAGCAACUUCCCCAAGAACUUCAUCUACUCCAAGAAGUUCUUCUGGUUCGGCUCCGAGGCCGUUGACCCCAAGAAGGUGCCUGCGCUGCUGAAGGACCACCACCUUGCCGCAUGGGCCAGCGAGACCGGAAAGGGUCUGCUGUUCUUCAACGAGAAGGGCCAGGACAAGGCCGCGCCCACCAGCGCCAUCGCACUGCACGAUGCUGUCGAGCCCACCGCCGAGGGCCCCAACAAGUUCGUCUUGUCCUCCAAGGGACACAAGCACACCUUCAAGGCUGGCAGCGCCGCCGAGCGCGACAACUGGGUCAGCCAGAUCAAGCUGAGGAUCGCCGAGGCCAAGGAGCUCGCCCAGACCGUCACCGAGUCUGAGCAGUACAAGGCCACCCUCGCUUCUUUCUCCCCCGCCGUCAAGAAGGAGGAGAAGAAGGAGGAGAAGGCCGAGGACAAGAAGGCCGAGACCGAAGCCCCCAAGGCCGCUGAGGAGACUCCCGCUGCUGAGGGCGCCGCCGCCCCUGAGGCUGCCGCCGCCACCACUGAGGCCGCCGAGGGCGAGACCAAGGAGGAGGCCAAGGAGGAGGGCGCUGACACCAAGAAGGACGAGCGCAAGCGCUCUGCCAGCAGGAAGCGCGCCUCUAUCUUCGGUGCUCUCCUUGGCGGUAACAAGAAGGGUGACUCUUCCGCUGCCAAGGACGUGAAGGCCGAGGACAAGAAGGAGGAGACUGUCGCUGAGGUCCCUGCUGACGCCGCCGCCACCGAGACCCCCGCUGCCGCCGCCACCGAGACCCCGGAGACUGCGACCGAGGCCACCAAGGAGCCUGAGACCGCCGCCGCCACCGAGACUGCCGCCGCCAGUGAGGAGUCCAAGGGCAAGGCCGCUGAGAAGCCCACGCCUACCAAGCGAACCAGCCUCUUCGGUGGCCUGUCGUUCGGCAAGAAGAAGCCUGAGGAGGCUGCCCCUGCCACCCCGGCCAAGGACACUCCUCCCGUCUCCGAGGACGCCCCUGUCAUCCCCAAGCCCGACACUGUCGAGCCCCUGAGCACCGAGGUUUCCAGCCCGGCUAACGUGCCCGCUGAGACCACUGAGGCUGCCCCUGCCGUUAACGGCGAGAAGAAGGACAUCAAGACCGACAAGCGCAAGUCGUCUUUCCCCUUCGCCUUCGGCAAGAAGACCGAGUCCAACCCCACCGGCCCCGCCGCUGUUGAGGAGGGUGCCGCUUCUCCUGACGCCGAGAAGGCCAAGAGCCCCAACCCCUUCUCCAAGUUCCGCGCUACCAUCAAGAACAAGGGCAAGGCUGCUGAGAAGCCCGCCGACAAGGCCGAGGACAAGCCCGCUGAGGGUGCCGCCGAGGAGGCUGCGAAGCCUUCCGAGGAGGUCAAGGCUGCUGAGGAGACCAAGCCCGAGACCGUCCCCGAGGAGACCAACGAGCCUGCCAAGGACGCCCCCGUCUCCAGCACUCCGGUCGUCACAGCUUCCGCCUAA
Diaporthe citri is the source of this 1749-nucleotide messenger RNA. RefSeq lists its product as uncharacterized. Lineage: Eukaryota; Fungi; Ascomycota; Sordariomycetes; Diaporthales; Diaporthaceae. Bases 1 to 1749 code for a protein of 582 amino acids. The record is from RefSeq and is a predicted model, not a curated record. The transcript is spliced from 7 exons.